Anopheles cruzii is the source of this 1427-nucleotide messenger RNA. RefSeq lists its product as uncharacterized. Lineage: Eukaryota; Metazoa; Arthropoda; Insecta; Diptera; Culicidae. The transcript is spliced from 6 exons. The record is from RefSeq and is a predicted model, not a curated record. Bases 43 to 1038 code for a protein of 331 amino acids.
GCUUUUCUGCACCCUGGGCCGAUAGAAGGUGACAAACGAAAAAUGGAGCUACGAUACACAAUGUCCAAACGAAGGAAAAUCACUUACGGCUGGCUUAGCUCUUCCAUUAUAUUCUUCAUUGCGCUGAUAGAACUCAUAGCGAAUGUUCACAGCUUGAAGGAUCUCAAAAUAUUCGUCCCGGAAGCGGUCAUCAUGGGGAACGCGGCGACACUGUCCUGUCAAUUCGAGCUGGAAAAGGCUUCCCUCUACUCCGUACGGUGGUACUUCGAGACCGAGGAGUUCUAUCGCUACGUGCCGAAGGAGUCACCGCCGGCGCGCACCUUUCCCGUCUCCGGCAUAACAGUUGACGGUACUCAAUCGGACUCAACCUCGGUCACUUUGCGUGGCGUCACGCGUGACCUAACGGGUCAGUUCCAGUGCGAAGUGUCCGAGGACGCACCACUGUUCCACACCGACAUCCGGCAGGCCCGAAUGCAGGUCGUCGAGCUACCGAAGGAGGACCCACACAUGCAGCUGGACAAAACACACAUCACCACGCUGGACAAUUUCCGGGCCGUUUGCACCGUGGGGACAUCGUUUCCGGCUGCUAACAUUACCUGGUACAUCAACUCGAAACGGAUCCACCGGACGCCGUACCAGCGCAUAACGUACCGGUCGUACGAAGGAACGCCAACCUUCUCGUCGCUCGAAAUGUUCCCGCACAGCCAGGUGCUGCUGGACAUCUACCAGUCGAUGCCGCCGUUCCACACCAGUCUCACGGUCAUGUGCGAGAUCUCGAUUCUGCACAUCUACACCAAGAGUGCCCAGCAGCGGAUCCUCGUCAGCGAUCUGGUUACGACCAUCUCGCCCAACCUGCUCGGUCUGGACGGCUCGAAGCGGUUAAACAACGGUGACCCCGACAACUCACCCCUCACCGGGGGUGGCGUUGGCAUUGGCCGUGGCUCGUUCGUGCUGCUCUUCGGCCUCUGGACUGUCGGGGCGAUGCUGUGGACUCUGCACUCCGACUGGCAGCACGUGGACCGGGUAUCGAGAUUGUGAUUGGCUUCCGGGCAGACUCUGUACAUAUAAAGCGCAGGUGAGGCGCUACCGAUAGUCGGCAAGCCGGCAAGGAAGCCGGAGUUAUUAAGUAUAAACAUAACAUAAAUAGUAGAAUUGAUUACGAUAUUCAGUGUGCGGGCUACAAACUGGAGACGGUGUGCUCCCGAUGGUGGUGGUACUGUAAGGUAGUUUAUUUCGCGUUCAGCUUCUGAGAAAAUACCAAACAAACUUAGCGCGGAUAGAGCAUAGAAGGGAUCGCUAGCUACCCGCUCGACGGUCUUGUCCUGAUUAAACGAAAUUCCAACAAAUCCUGCGUGGGGCUCUUGCGCGGCAACACGCUAUCGAUAUGGGAGCUAGACCUGUGUGUGUGUGUGUGUAAAUUGUAUAUG